GGCACCCCAGGCGCAUGGUUGCAGAACCCUCGCGAGGGUAAAUUCCCCAAGCCGCCUAGUGGGACCUCAGAGCGCCAUUUCUCUCCUUGUCGUUGCCCUGGAUCGGAGUUCUUUUGCCUUCGGAGUACCUUCCUCAGGUCAGGAAUCACCAUGUGCGCCUGCCCUAGCCGCCGUGGAGCACGUGUUGCCCGCAAGGAAACCCCACUGUCCACGCCUGGUGGAGUGUCCUCUUUGGUCACAAGGUCUCAUGAAGACCUGGGCACCAUGGUGCCCACUGGCCAGGUGGCAGAAAAGCAGGCAUGCAAGGAGCCCGGGCAGGACCAUGAACUUCAGUCCUGGAGAUGCCUAGUGGUCUAUCUCUGUUUCUUUGGCUUCAUGGCACAGUUACGGCCUGGGGAGAGCUUCAUCACGCCCUAUCUCCUGGGACCGGACCAUAACUUCACAGCGAAGCAGGUGACCAAUGAGAUCAUUCCAGUGCUGCCCUACUCCCACCUGGCCGUGCUGGUGCCAGUCUUCCUGCUCACGGACUACCUGCGAUACAAGCCAAUCCUGGUCCUGCAGUGCCUGAGCUUUGUGUGCGUCUGGCUGUUGCUGCUGCUGGGCCGCUCUGUAGUGCACAUGCAGCUCAUGGAGUUCUUCUACAGCAUCACCAUGGCCGCCCGCAUCGCCUACUCCUCCUACAUCUUCUCCCUGGUGCGCCCGUCCCGCUACCAGCGCAUGGCCAGCUACUCGAGGGCAGCGGUGUUGCUGGGAGUCUUCACCAGCUCUGUGUUGGGCCAGGUGCUGUUUACCUGGGAACAUGUCUCUACCACCAUGCUCAACUACAUCUCCCUGGGUUUUAUUAUCUUCAGCCUGGUCCUCUCCCUCUUCCUAAAGCGCCCUAAGCACAGCCUCUUUUUCAACCGCAGUGCACUUGUGCGCGGAGCCCUGCCCUGUGAGCUGGACCAGAUGCACCCGGGCCCUGGCCGACCAGAGCCUGGGAAGCUCGAGCGGGUGCUGGGCACUUGCAGGGACUCCUUCCUGGUGCGCAUGCUAAGUGAACUGGUGCAGAACGCACGGCAACCACAGCUGCGCCUCUGGUGCCUCUGGUGGGUCUUCAACUCGGCAGGCUACUACCUGAUCACCUACUACGUUCACGUCCUGUGGAAAAACACAAACGACAACCUCACCUACAACGGCGCCGUCGAUGCUGCCUCCACACUGCUGAGCGCCAUCACGUCCUUCUCUGCGGGCUUUGUGAAGAUCCGCUGGGCUCUAUGGUCAAAGUCGGUCAUCACAAGUGUUAUAGCCAUCCAGGCUGGGCUGGUAUUCUGUAUGUGCAAGGUCAAAAAUAUCUGGAUACUCUACGUGGCCUUCGCGCUUUUCCGUGGGGCCUACCAGUUCCUUGUGCCCAUCGCCACUUUUCAGAUUGCGUCUUCCCUGUCUAAAGAGCUCUGUGCCUUGGUCUUCGGGAUCAACACAUUCCUUGCCACUAUGCUCAAGACCUCCAUCACACUGGUGGUCUCUGACAAGCGGGGUCUGGGCCUCACAGUCGAAAGUCAGUUCCUUAUCUACUCCAUGUACUUCCUGGUGUUGUUCAUCAUCUGCUUCGUGGGGGCUGUGCUGGAUGGCUGGAGAUACUGUCGGCAUGGUCACCACCACCAGCCCCUGCCCCUGGCCCAGGAGCUGAGGAGUCCCUUGGAGAAUUCUGUGCAGGUGCUGAGUGUACAGGAUGGAGGCCCAAAGGGACCACAGCCCUCAGCGCCACCGCUGCUCUCAGAAGAUGGCCUAGAGGACAGCGUGGCAGACUUGAGAGUUGAAGCCAAGGCCUGACCCUCCUGGCUUCAUCCCACUUCAGCGGGAGGAUUCCUAACUCAAGCGACCCCUCCCAUGUGCUCUCCAUCAUGAACCAGCCUGGGCAAGACUCCCAAUCUAUACUGUUCCUUUCGGGAACCCUCAGUAUGUCCACAGGAGUCACCUUAGGGGUCACCUGCUUUAAACGAGGGACGAUAGUCUCUCCCUACUGACAGCCUGAGGACCCUAAACCCAGCCUACUUCAUGCUUUAGCUGUGGCCCAAGCCUGCUGGGGACACUCAGGGCAGCUGGCUGGCCUUGUGACAUGUCAGGCUACUGUGAGCCUAUUGCUUGCCAAGAAGAGCCUGUGUUGGGGUCAACUGUGCCCACCACGCCAGCCCACCCUAAGCCCUAGGAAGCUCAGGACAAAUCCCAGGGCUAUUGAGGUAGCCCAGACACCAGCCAAGGCACGCUGACCCUGCAGGAUGCUGGUCCUUCUGUGUGGGGUAGAUGCCUGUCCUGGCUUCUGGCUAUGCUAUCAAACUUCACUUCCAACAUUGGAGGUGCUUGUUUGAAUGACUAUCUGAUUUUUUUUUUUUUAAAUCAAAUGACAUUAAAAUGGAGAACUACAUCUGUUGUGAAAAGCUGGAGUCAGGUGGGCAUCGGGCACAUUUCCGUCUGAUGGAGUAGAGGCUUGGUCUGAGGAGUGGGCCCUUUCCCCUGCAGACUUCAGCCCAGAGUCCUUUUUUCUUCUUCCCUCCAUCCCUGAAUGAGUUAGGAUUGACUUGACAGGCACAGGCAGCCCAGAGGACUGCAGAUGUACCGGCCUUGAUUGGGGCCUUCGGGGGGCUUACAUGGGGGAACUGUUUCCUUGCUCAGCUCCUGAAAGCCAUCAGAGCCAGCUGUAAGGUUAAGAUUGUCUGUGACAUGAGGACUUUUUUCGAUCCUUUAAACAGACACCAGUAUGAGGAGGUUUCCAUGCUGGCCUGGUACAUAAGGGCUGUGGUUGAUUAGCCUCAACCAAAGGAAGGAUGCACCGCAGAGACUAAGCCCUCAGUGUCCUUGAGUUGACGUCCAACUCCAGUGCAAGAUCUGAUACCCUAGGGCAUGCAAGUAGUAUCCCUCCUGGCUGGCAGUAAUGAGUAACCAGGUCAGCAGAGAACAGUUGCUCAUUAAGGGGGACUGCUGAGCCAACUGUGCCUCAAUUGGACCUAUGAAGGUCCACUUGGGAAAGGUCACCUUGGGGACGCUGGGCUGAAGAAGAGGCUGCGAGCAGGGCUGGCCUGAUGGUCAGAACACAGGGCCGGCUGCAUCCACAUGUCUACCACAGCACCUUGAAAGCCUUACAGGGGAGAGCUAGUUCCAUCCCUGCUGGGCUUGGGGUUCUUGUAGGACACGCCUGAUGGAUAUAGGCUUGUCCUUUGCCACGGGCAGAGAUGGUGUGUAGCUAGCCCUGCGAUGCCAGCCCACCCUACAGCCAUUCCUUCAGUGGCACCCAGUGCAGCAAGAUGGGGCUUGCUGGCAUUCACCCUCAGAGCCUCUCCCAGCAAAAGCCCUCCCUCUCAGCACCCACCCACUCUGACCUGCAGCUCUGUAGCCCUCACCUGGCAACCUGGACUGGCUGAGGACAGUCCCCUCUCUUAUCCUGGGCCCUUCUGUCAGCCACCAGCUGUUCUUUACUUGGCUUGAGGCUUUGGACAUGGUCUCUGGCAAGCACAGUCCCUUAGGGUCAGCCUCAGCCAGGGCAUGAUAGUGAACACAAAUGGUAGGUCUGGGACCCAGUGAACAGAUCCUCUGCAAAAAAUUGGAGAUUUAUUUAUU
This is a messenger RNA of Onychomys torridus (southern grasshopper mouse), 3594 nucleotides long. It is a transcript of the gene Slc19a1, whose product is annotated as solute carrier family 19 member 1. The transcript has 6 exons. Gene Ontology annotation, biological process: folate transmembrane transport; methotrexate transport. Gene Ontology annotation, cellular component: basolateral plasma membrane; plasma membrane; apical plasma membrane. The record is from RefSeq and is a predicted model, not a curated record. The coding region runs from base 151 to 1812 and encodes 553 amino acids. Gene Ontology annotation, molecular function: folic acid binding; methotrexate transmembrane transporter activity; folate:monoatomic anion antiporter activity. NCBI's taxonomy places the organism in Eukaryota, Metazoa, Chordata, Mammalia, Rodentia, Cricetidae.